CCAGCUCGACCCGCCUACAACUCAAAUAUCUGACAGGAAGAUUAGAGUCCGUCAAAACAGUGUUUAACAGCAGCCGUCUGACCUUUUUAAACCCAGACGAACUCUGUGAGAGAGAUGCUCGGACUCCACUGACCCGUGGUGAGUUCACGGUCACUCACCGUCUGGGGGAAAAUGGCUUUGCUGUGCACAAAGUUUUCUAUGUUUUGGUGCCUUAUUGCUUUGACAGCUCAUGUGAUUAAAGGCGAACGGAAAGCGAAACUACUUGGCGAGGAAGAGGCCUGUGACUCCCGAGAAAACCCAAUCAGCAUAAGGUCCUCGAAAACACCCACCUCCUCACCUGGGCCGGAACCGGGAGACCCCGCAGCCGCGUUUACAGUCCGAACUCUGGAUGGAGAGUUCGCCUUCAAGCCCGGUGCCCAGCAGGGACCUGUCAUCAUCCACGCCUUCACUAACAAGUCGGGGUUUUUGGAGUGCAUGUGGAGCUCCGAGUCGUCCCUGACCAGCCUGGUGCAGGACCUGCCGGACAGCACACAGGUCCUCUUCCUGUCCCUGGACGACUCCGCGGUCACUGAUGCUCUGUGGAUGAGGGAGCAGCUGCAGCGGGUCGCCCUGCACAGCGGUAAGAAGGAGGUCCUGUCCCGGCUGCACUUCUCUCCUCUGCCGGUCUUCACUCUGGGAAACUGGAUCCCCAGCGUGCUUUACUACUGGGGCGGCUCGUCCCGUGUCCUCACCCAGGCUGUUUUCACCUCGGCGGGGUGGAACUUGCCGGUUAUUAUCAAGAGACUUGACGGCAGGUACGAUUGGCUCAUGACAAAAUGGGGUCCGAAGUCGCAUCAGCUGGUGGAUGCAGAUGACGGAUGUGAACCUUCUCCUGCGGUGGCGGGCGCUGUGGCCUGGGUGUCUGAGGGCAACUGCUCCUUCUUCACUAAGGUGGAGAACAUGGCCAAAUCCAACGCCUCCGGUGUCCUCGUCUACACUCUCCCUGGUAACCCGCUCCAGGAUAUGAACUGCGAGGGGGAAGAUUGCAACACGACGCUGAACAUCCCCGCUUCCAUGGUGCACCUGGAGCCGUCGGUGGCUCAGGCGCUUCAGUCUGGACAGCUGGUGUAUGUGACCUUCCAGAUCACGCCGUCACCGAGCUUCUUCCUAUGCAUUGACCAGCAGGGGGCGCUGGCUGAGAUGGGCUGGUUCCUCUACCCCUCGUUUAGUUUUAUCAACUGGCAGGCUCAGUGGUUUGAUUUCUAUGCAGAGCUGCAGAUGAAGCUUCAGAAACCUGCCAAUGUCAUUCCUGUAUUUGACAAAGUGCUGAUGCAGGGGGAGAAAGGAGCGGUGGCCACAGUCAACCUGCCAUUGGGAUUGUUGGACUACGACCUGCUUGAGCUGGACGCGUCCCUGUCGUGUCCCGGCAGGAGGGACUUGACCUGCGCUCACUGGGAUCACACAGUGCAGCUGUUUGUGUGCUGCGAUCACACCGGUCCGUACUGCGACACAGAGCUGGGCCGAUGGAUCACCGCCUUCCGCAGAGGAACUGGUCGUUGGCUGACUGACGUGUCUCCUCUGCGCCCCCUGCUGGACAGCCACCAGUGCACCCUCACAAUGAAGACGGUGCCCUGGGCCAUGCCGUGGUUCGUCUCUCUCAACCUGAGAUUCAGCGUCAGCAAUCAGACAGAAAAUGUGUGCUCAAACAGGCUGUUUGGAGAUUUUCCCUUCAUGACAUCACAAAGGGCAGUAGCCCCUCCCCCAGCUUCAGGAAACUUUACAGACGAUGGUGAGGAGGAGAAGCUGCGCCCGUUCAGAGUGAUGCCUCUGUACAGCGGGGGAACCUUCGACAAAAACUACAACAAGAGAUUCAAGCCAAUCAAAUUCUCCAUCCCCACGUCAACAAAAAAGGUGGAGCUGUACGCCAUCAUCACGGCACACGGCAGCGACGACAACAGUUGUGGGGAGUUUUGUGUCACCUCCCAUCACUUCCUGUUCAACGCUUAUUAUAACAACACGCUCUUAUUCGAUUCUGCAGGAUCACCUCUGGGCUGUGCCAUGCGGGUCAAAGAGGGGGCGGUGCCAAACGAACACGGCACGUGGCUGUACGGACGGGGAGGCUGGUGUGACGGACUGCAGGUUGAUCCCUGGAGGCUCGAUAUCACCACACAGCUGGACAUCAGCGGGUCUGAAUCGAACACCGUCCUCUACUUCGGCCUGUUCAACGGGACGGAUCCCAAUCCAUCCAAGGACCCCGGAUACAUCAUCAUGUCGUCUUUUCUCGUCUUCUACAAAUGAUGCCUCGCUGUGAAACUCAAAACUCUGAACAUUUCUGUUGGACUGGAGGAUACUACACUGAAUGUACAAUCAAGCCAAAGAUUAAAUGUCUAUUUUCUUAAA
Labrus mixtus (cuckoo wrasse) is the source of this 2379-nucleotide messenger RNA. RefSeq lists its product as uncharacterized. The record is from RefSeq and is a predicted model, not a curated record. Bases 172 to 2277 code for a protein of 701 amino acids. NCBI's taxonomy places the organism in Eukaryota, Metazoa, Chordata, Actinopteri, Labriformes, Labridae. The transcript has 13 exons. Gene Ontology annotation, molecular function: oxidoreductase activity, acting on paired donors, with incorporation or reduction of molecular oxygen, reduced ascorbate as one donor, and incorporation of one atom of oxygen.